AUGGCUGAUCGUGGUUACCGUGGUGGUCGUGGUCGUGGUGGCGGAGAUCGUGGUGACCGCGGAGGUGGAAGAGGCCGUGGCGGCGGUGGACGCGGUGGAGGAGACUCCUACGAUGGUGGCCGUGGACGUGGGUUUUCAGGGGGAAGAGGAGGCCGUGGUGGAGGAGGUCGUGGCCGCGGAGGCCCGCCAUCCAUCUAUGGUGAAGGCCGUCCAGUUCCACCGCCAGACCCUGAUGUCCAGAAGGCCGAGGAUGAGUACAUCAAAGAACGCAGAGGCUUGAACCUUGACAGUCUCAAGAUCUCUCAGGCCUUCCCAUUGAGGCCCGCCUAUGGUACCCGUGGUACUCCUGUGGUACUGUGGGCAAACUAUUUCCCCCUGGUUGCCAAAAAGGACAUCACUUUGUUCCGUUACAAGGUUGAGGUCGGUGUCGAAGGCAGAGCUGCACCUGGCUACAAGAAGCUGAAACGCAUCUUUGAAUUGCUCCUUGAGGAACAUUUUCCCGACUUCAGGGGUAAAAUUGCCACGGAUUUCAAAGCUACCUUGGUAUCUACCGUGUCCUUGGACCUUGCGUCCGAGUCGCUUGAGGUGGUCUACCGAGAUGACUUGGAUGAAGUUGCCCAGCCCAAUGCGUUCACCUACAAGCUUCGGAUCAUUGAGAUUCCCCCGCUGAGUUUGGACCAGCUCACAAAUUUCCUCGCAUCUUCCGGAGCCGAUGCAUUCGGUCAAAGUAAGGAUGAAUACCUUCAGGCCCUGAACAUCAUCAUUGGCCACUUUCCGAAAGCAGCUCGUAACACCUUUAAUGUCGGCAUCAACAAACACUUCAAGACCAAAACCCAGGACAUUUGUGAUCUCCAAGGGGGACUCAACGCCUUGCGAGGGUAUUUCGUCAGCGUUCGAUCCGCGACAUCCCGUCUCCUAGUCAAUGUUCAAGUCAAGCAUACCACCUGCUUCUACGACGGGCCAUUAGUUAACCUAAUGACAAGCACAAAUAACUUGUUCGGGCUGAAGCAAAUGAGCGGUUUGCUGAAGGGUGUUAAAAUCACCGUCACCCAUCUUCCGCCAAAGAUCAAGAAUGGCGUGAAGUGCUAUCGAACAAAGUCUAUUCUUGGGCUUGCCACCCCUAGAGAUGGCAAAACUUGCGAACACCCCCCCAAAGUCGACAACACUGGGGCCGGGCCUGAUAACGUUCACUUCUAUAUUGAUGACACUCCUAAAGAUGGCACAGACACCGCCAAGGGGAAGGGGAAGGCAUCAAAGCCUAUGGUGGGCUAUAUCUCUGUUUUUGAAUACUUCAAGCAGCGCUAUGGUAUCCAAAUGGAUAAGCGUUCUCCUGUUAUAAAUGUCGGGACAGCUACCAACCCAAGCUACCUUCCUGCUGAGGUUUGCAUAGUUGAGCCUGGCCAGGCGAUCAAGUCAAAACUUAGUCCUGCUCAAACCCAGAGGAUGAUUUCAUUUGCUGUUAGACGGCCGAAGGAGAAUGCCGAGACCAUUGUUACCGGCGGAGCGGAGAUUAUCGGAGCAACUAGUCAACCCCAAGCUAUGGCCCGGAUGCAGUUUUCCAUCAUCCCCAAGCUUAUUACAGUUCCAGGCCGUGUUUUAUCUAACCCUUCUGUUCGUUAUAAGGGUCAGGGAGUAGCUUCUAUUCGCUCUGGCAGCUGGAACCUUAACAAUCUAGUGUUUAGGACUCCAGGGGCUCCUUUGAACGAAUGGGCGUAUGUAGUACUCCAAGACCGGUCUAACGCCAGCGACCCAUGGCCUGCAGUCCAAGCAUUCAUGUCUACUGCGAAGGCACAGGGUUUAACGUUGGCAGCUCCGUUGAGAGCGCUCAAUGACCAUAGGGGCCUUCCUUAUGACUUGGAUUUUAGAGGCAGAAUGCCCCUCGAAAACCAAGUUGACGGACUGUUCCAAAGAAUCGUUUCGAGCAACUCCGUGAGGAAUGUCAAACUGCUCCUAAUGAUUUUGCCAAACGAUAACCCAACCGUGUACAAGCGAAUUAAGCUUAAUGGUGAAGUUAUGCACGGCAUCCAAACCAUCUGUGUCAUUAGGUCGAAGUUCGACAAACAGUAUAACGUCCAAUAUCAUGCCAAUGUUGCCAUGAAGUUCAAUUUGAAACUUGGAGGUAUCAACCAUGUUGUGGAUGAUACAAAACUAGGCAUCAUUGCGGCUGGGAAAACUAUGGUGGUUGGAAUUGAUGUCACACACCCUGCGCCGGGUUCAUCUGUCACAGCGCCUAGUGUGGCUGGUAUGGUUGCCAGCGUUGAUAAAUACUUAGGCCAAUGGCCAGCAGUCCUGAGGUUGCAACAUGAAGCCAAACAAGAGAUGGUGGAUGAUCUCACUGACAUGCUCAAGAGCCGUCUUCGUCUUUGGUAUUCUAAGAACAAGGCAUACCCUGAAAACAUCAUCAUCUACCGUGAUGGAGUGUCGGAGGGACAGUAUGGCAAGGUUCUUGAGGAAGAGUAUCCACGCUUGGUCCAGGCUUGCAAAGACCUAUACAGCGGCUCACCAGUGCCAAAGCUUCCUAGGAUGACCAUCAUCAUUGUAGGGAAACGGCACAACACUCGAUUCUAUCCUACCAAAGCUGAAGAUUCUGAAAAAGAUAACGCUCGCUGCGGUACUGUCGUCGAUCGUGGUGUCACCGAAACUCGUAACUGGGACUUUUUCCUGCAAGCUCAUACUGCGCUUCAAGGAACUGCUCGCCCUGCCCAUUACUAUGUGGUUGUGGACGAGAUUUUCUGUCGUCGUCAGAAUCCUGCAUACCCUACUGUCGCUGACGAGCUUGAGGACCUUACGCACAACAUGUGCUACCUCUUUGCUCGUGCUACCAAGGCGGUCAGCAUCUGUCCCCCAGCAUACUAUGCCGAUCUCGUAUGCGAGAGAGCAAGAGCUUAUCUCAACCAUUGCUAUGAUGAUAACGCUAGUCAAACUUCUGGAACCUCAGGCGCUUCACUUCCCACCGCCAAACAACUCCAGCCCCAUGCCAGACUUGCCGAUACCAUGUUCUAUAUGUAA
Molecule: messenger RNA, 3009 nt
Organism: Microsporum canis CBS 113480
Lineage: Eukaryota; Fungi; Ascomycota; Eurotiomycetes; Onygenales; Arthrodermataceae
Product: argonaute
Exons: 4
Coding region: 1-3009 (1002 amino acids)
Molecular function (GO): protein binding; RNA binding
Source: RefSeq, a predicted model, not a curated record